Aspergillus caelatus is the source of this 1651-nucleotide messenger RNA. RefSeq names its product alpha/beta hydrolase. The record is from RefSeq and is a predicted model, not a curated record. NCBI's taxonomy places the organism in Eukaryota, Fungi, Ascomycota, Eurotiomycetes, Eurotiales, Aspergillaceae. The transcript has 3 exons. The coding region runs from base 241 to 1392 and encodes 383 amino acids.
UCUAUUGGUGGGUCGACAGGCAUCGGGGCCAAGAUGCCGUUAACGAGAGAAACAGUGGAGGAUCGGCGUCGACGGUCUGACAUUAGUGUGGCAUCCCCCUAGUCCUUCCCCGGUAUUCGAUUAUAUUUGGAACCGUUCUCUUCCGCCCCGUGGGCACUACCAACCAACGGGGCUCCAUCCCAGACUACGCCCCUUUUCCCACGUUUCCCCUUUGUUCCUUUGUUCUCGGACUCGCUUGCCAUGCCACACGUUUGCCAAGCAUUCACGGCCGUUGUCUUGGCCUCAAUGCUUCUUCUUUCACAUGUCGUACAUGGCGUUCCAAGAUUCUCAGGUGCGGCGCCUCAUUUCAGGGAUUACUUCUAUAUUGGUGGGCAGUAUGUUCAGUCCAAUAGUAGUAGUGGUGGUGGGAGCUAUUUCCAUAACCAAAUGUAUGUGGAGAAGUUGUCCCCUGUCCGUGAGCGUGUGCAACCGUAUCCGAUUGUUUUUGUUCACGGCGGUGGUCAGACCGGGACGAAUCUCCUCAAUAAACCUGACGGUAAUCCAGGAUGGGCAUCUUGGUUCCUUAACCACGGCUAUGUCGUGUAUCUCCUCGACCGAACGUUCACCGGUCGAUCCCCGAUAUUGCCAGACGAUGACCUGAGUCAGACUGCCUUCUCGGCGGAGUUCAUCUCACAAAGAUUCACCGCCGUGCAGAAGUAUCCCGUAUGGCCCCAAGCCAAACUUCAUACCCAAUGGCCGGGUACGGGCGAAAUGGGUGACCCAUUCUUCGACGCAUACUACAUGAGUACCAUCCAAUCCAUCUCCGACAGUCGAGCCCAAGAAAAAACCAUGAAAGCCGCCGGUGAGAGGCUUCUCGAUCGCAUUGGCCCGGCAAUAGUCAUCACGCAUUCCCAAGGCGGCCUGUAUGGGUGGUCAUGGGCAGACAGUCGUCCGGACCUGGUCAAGGCGCUAAUCCAAAUCGAGCCAAAGGGCCCUCCAUUCCGAGAGGUCAUAUUUUCAAGCGAAUACAGUCGUCCUUGGGGGCUUACGUCUAUUCCCUUAACUUAUGACCCAUCACCCACCAAUGUCUCAUCGCCCCUAGCUAUGAAGACUGUACCAACACAUUCUUCUGACUUGCUUCCAUGCAUCAUCCAGCACGAACCUGCCAGAAAACUGCCUAAAUUAGCACAGGUUCCGAUUUUGAUCAGUACUGGAGAGGCUUCAUACCAUGCUCAGUAUGACUAUUGUUUUAUCAAGUUCCUGCACCAGGCGGGGGUUCCCGCGGAGCAUUUAGAGUUAGGUCGUGCUGGGUUGCAUGGAAAUGGGCAUUUGCAGUUCAUGGAAAGGAAUAGUGACGAUAUAGCUCAAGCCCUGCAUGAGUGGAUGGUGAUAAAAGUGAACAGCACGCUUUGAGAUCGUAAACAUGUAAGCUGGCUUUAUUGGAUAUCAUAAGACAUUGGCAGUGACUCGGAUGGGCCGGUCGUCUAACUGAUGAGUCACGAGAUGGGCUAAGCAAACAAACAGCUGUCUAGGAACACUGAUUGCUUGGAAUCCAUAUUGAUAACAUGUUGUAAUACUUUUCAUGGACUGAGCAGUCUAUGUCUUCCAGGUUUAGGUUAUAAGAUUAUAGGAGGUUGUCUUGGUAAUCCACAGAGUGAUUGCGUUUUCUAAA